UGUGGUGUGAUUCCUCUUGAAACCACCACCACACCACAAGCCUCGGUCGUUGAGCGAGAGAGAGAGAUGGCGUGCUGUGUGAACUAUAUCUCUCCGCCACGUGCCUCUCUAUCUCCACCACCUUCACGCUCCUCCUUCUCUUUCCCCGGCGAUGCCGUGCACUCUCUCCUCCGUGAACCAGCCUUACUCCUCCGACGUCAUUCGAGAUCUCCGUCGAUCGUCGCUCCCAGAUUCCAGGUUGUGGCGGCCGAGAAAGCGGAGCCGCCUCUGAAGAUUAUGAUAUCAGGAGCUCCCGCUUCGGGUAAAGGCACACAGUGCGAGCUCAUCACUCAGAAAUAUGGUUUGGUGCAUAUCUCUGCUGGAGACCUGCUGAGAGCUGAGAUCGCUUCUGGUAGUGGAAAUGGAAAGCUGGCGAAAGAAUACAUGGAGAAAGGACAGCUGGUCCCUGAUGAAAUCGUUGUAAUGAUGGUCAAAGACCGUUUAUCACAAACUGAUUCACAGCAAAAUGGAUGGCUUUUAGAUGGUUAUCCGAGAAGCUCAUCGCAGGCAACAGCGCUUAAAGGGUUUGGAUUCCAGCCUGAUCUGUUCAUUGUCCUCGAAGUUCCUGAAGAUAUUUUAAUCGAAAGAGUUGUGGGGCGUAGAUUAGAUCCUAUCACGGGAAAGAUCUACCACUUGAAGUAUUCUCCUCCAGAGACUGAAGAGAUCGCUGCUAGACUCACCCAACGUUUUGAUGAUACCGAAGAGAAGGCAAAGCUGCGGCUGAAGACUCAUAACCAAAAUGUGAGCGAUGUGCUUUCCAUGUACGACGAUAUCACUAUUAAGAUAAAGGGAAACCGUUCAAAGGAGGAAGUGUUUGCUCAAAUUGAUACUGCUCUAUCCAAAAUGCUUCAACAGAGGAACAACACCUCUCCAAGUUCACUUUCAAGUUGAAUCAUUUUUUGGUACUGACCUGAGGAAGAAGUGUUUGACCAUUUCCGAAAUGCUUCAACAGAGGGAACACUGCUCCAACUUCACUUUCAAGUUGAAUCAUUCUUGUCACGGACCUAACCAGCGGUAAAUAUCCCCUUUCUGGCAUUUAUCAAAUUCUAUUGAUACCGCUUGUAUCUCACAAUAAGGAUCUAUUUGUUUCCAGUAAGAUUGAUGUGCGUCUCUGUGACCUUUAUGCUCUUGUAGAUUUACUGAAAAAUUAACUCAUUGUAUUUCUCUUGUUGCAAUCAUUGUCAUUCUUUUUUUUUUU
Molecule: messenger RNA, 1237 nt
Organism: Brassica oleracea var. oleracea
Lineage: Eukaryota; Viridiplantae; Streptophyta; Magnoliopsida; Brassicales; Brassicaceae
Product: adenylate kinase 2, chloroplastic-like
Exons: 6
Coding region: 67-930 (287 amino acids)
Biological process (GO): nucleoside triphosphate biosynthetic process
Cellular component (GO): cytoplasm
Molecular function (GO): nucleoside diphosphate kinase activity; ATP binding; AMP kinase activity
Source: RefSeq, a predicted model, not a curated record